Cololabis saira (Pacific saury) is the source of this 1363-nucleotide messenger RNA. Its product is annotated as microfibril-associated glycoprotein 4-like. The coding region runs from base 23 to 760 and encodes 245 amino acids. Lineage: Eukaryota; Metazoa; Chordata; Actinopteri; Beloniformes; Belonidae. The transcript is spliced from 5 exons. The record is from RefSeq and is a predicted model, not a curated record. Gene Ontology annotation, biological process: elastic fiber assembly.
CCUUUGUCAGAACCAAGAUAAGAUGAACACUGCUGGUCUGUUGCAGAUGCCGUCGGUCCUCCUCCUUCUCCUGGUUCCCAUGGUAACCAGAUGCACAGAGCUUGUCCUCCCGCUGGACUGCAGCGACAUCUACAGCUGUGACAACAGCCUCCCCAGUGGAGUGUACACCAUCUACCCCAUCGGGGCCACGUCUGCUGUCCAGGUCUAUUGUGACAUGGAGUCACUAGGAGGACAGUGGACGGUGUUCCAGAGGAGGAUGGACGGCUCGGUGAACUUCUACAGGCCCUGGGAUCACUACAAAAGAGGCUUCGGGACCGCCGCUGGGGAGUACUGGCUCGGUAUGGAGAAUAUUUUCCAUCUGACUCAGAGGAAAAGGUACCAGCUGCUGGUUGACAUGGAGGACUUUGAAGGAAACAAGGCAUAUGCGCUUUACUCCUCAUUCUCCAUUGGCCCAGAAUCUGAUGGCUACAUGCUUCACUUAUCUGGAUACAGCAACGGCUCAGCAGGAGACUCUCUAAGUCACGUCGAUGGAUACAAGUUCUCCACAUUUGACAAAGACCAUGACACCUGGGAGAAUAACUGUGCCAGAACUUUCAUAGGGGCCUCCUGGUACUCCAAGUGUCACUCGGCAAACCCUAACGGGGCGUACCGCUGGGGGGCCGACGGCUCCCUGUACGCCGUCGGAGUGGAGUGGGUCAGCUGGAAGGGCCGGGCCUACUCCCUGAAGGCCAUCGGCAUGAAGAUCCGUCCAGUUCAGUAGACCUGCAGGAAACAGGCCCCGGACAUACCGAUGUCUUUGUUAACGAAGCGAUAUGCAUGCUGCGUCAUCUUUGUUUUGUGAAUGUGUCUAGCUUGAAUUACAGUCAGGAGAGGAUCUGGAUCGUGAUCAGCGGUACUCAGGACCAGGUGGCGGAUGGUGCAAAAAGGUUUUGGGGGGCGCAAUCUACCUUGGCAUACAACGGGGUGUACCAGUACACAGGAGGCACGGUUAUGUACCAGCUUGGUACAAUGGGGAAAAAAGAAAGGUAGAAAAUAAUAUUUUGGUCCUUUUUAAUUUUGAAAAAUGUAACCAUCUAAGUUUUAGUGAAGCAGUUCAGUUCUGCUGCAGUGGAAAAAGAAAACUGAACAUAAAGUCGGGGUUUAUCAUUUCAAAAAGUCCACUGUUAUUUUGUUUUGUUCUUCCUGGUUUGGGUUCAGUUUAUUUUACACAUUAGAGAGAAGAAAAACAUGAACAUUCAUUGUUUUGUCUGGAAUUUAUAUUAUUUGAAAAGAUAAUGUUCCUUUCUUUCAGAUAUUUGAUCAACAAAUAUCAUUUCUAAAGCAAGUGUUAUUUAAACUAUUUUAAACUGUCAGGGUUUGACAU